This is a messenger RNA of Arabidopsis thaliana (thale cress), 1903 nucleotides long. RefSeq names its product citrate synthase 3 (gene CSY3). Gene Ontology annotation, biological process: tricarboxylic acid cycle. The record is from RefSeq and is marked reviewed. Lineage: Eukaryota; Viridiplantae; Streptophyta; Magnoliopsida; Brassicales; Brassicaceae. Gene Ontology annotation, cellular component: peroxisome. Bases 83 to 1612 code for a protein of 509 amino acids. Gene Ontology annotation, molecular function: acyltransferase activity, acyl groups converted into alkyl on transfer; citrate synthase activity. The transcript has 13 exons.
CGAAGAGUAAGAAUGGUUUCUAAUAAUUUCUUCGCUCCCUUUCUUCUUCUUCUCUCCUUCUUUGAAUUUUGAUUUUGGUUGAAUGGAGAUAUCAGAGAGAGUUCGAGCUCGAUUAGCUGUUCUCUCAGGUCAUUUAUCGGAAGGAAAACAGGAUUCUCCAGCGAUCGAGCGAUGGUGCACGUCGGCGGAUACGAGUGUCGCACCGCUUGGAUCUUUGAAGGGAACACUGACGAUCGUCGACGAACGCACCGGAAAAAAUUAUAAAGUUCCGGUCUCAGAUGAUGGUACCGUUAAAGCCGUUGAUUUCAAAAAGAUAGUGACGGGGAAGGAAGACAAGGGGCUUAAGUUAUACGAUCCAGGUUACUUGAACACGGCUCCUGUUCGAUCUUCGAUUUCUUACAUCGAUGGAGAUGAAGGGAUCCUUCGUUACCGUGGCUACCCAAUUGAGGAAAUGGCUGAGAACAGUACUUUUCUGGAGGUGGCUUAUCUUCUCAUGUAUGGGAAUCUGCCCUCUGAAAGUCAGCUAUCUGAUUGGGAGUUUGCAGUUUCUCAGCAUUCAGCUGUGCCACAAGGUGUAUUAGAUAUUAUACAGUCUAUGCCUCAUGAUGCACACCCAAUGGGAGUUCUUGUGAGUGCAAUGAGUGCGCUUUCCAUCUUUCAUCCUGAUGCUAAUCCUGCUCUUAGGGGCCAGGAUAUUUACGAUUCAAAACAAGUUAGAGAUAAACAAAUUAUCCGCAUUAUUGGAAAGGCACCAACAAUUGCAGCAGCUGCUUAUCUGAGGAUGGCAGGAAGGCCUCCUGUUCUUCCUUCAGGAAACCUUCCUUAUGCAGAUAAUUUCCUCUAUAUGCUUGAUUCCCUGGGAAAUAGAUCCUACAAACCUAAUCCUCGGCUGGCUCGGGUGUUGGACAUCCUCUUCAUACUGCAUGCAGAGCAUGAAAUGAACUGCUCCACCGCUGCUGCUCGGCAUCUUGCCUCUAGCGGUGUUGAUGUCUACACUGCUGUUGCUGGAGCUGUGGGAGCGCUUUAUGGUCCACUUCAUGGUGGUGCAAACGAGGCUGUGCUUAAGAUGUUGUCAGAGAUUGGGACUGUUGAAAAUAUUCCAGAGUUCAUUGAGGGUGUGAAGAACAGGAAGAGGAAGAUGUCUGGUUUUGGACACCGUGUGUACAAAAACUAUGACCCUCGAGCUAAAGUCAUCAAGAACCUGGCUGAUGAAGUAUUUUCCAUUGUUGGAAAGGAUCCUCUAAUUGAGGUUGCUGUUGCACUUGAGAAGGCAGCUCUCUCUGACGAUUACUUUGUUAAGAGAAAGCUGUAUCCAAAUGUUGACUUCUACUCUGGAUUAAUAUACAGGGCAAUGGGAUUUCCACCGGAGUUCUUCACGGUCUUAUUCGCGAUUCCUCGCAUGGCUGGAUACUUGUCACAUUGGAAAGAGUCACUGGAUGAUCCUGACACCAAGAUCAUGAGACCACAACAGGUGUACACAGGCGUGUGGCUGAGGCAUUACACACCAGUGAGAGAGAGAAUAGUGACGGAUGACUCGAAAGAGUCAGACAAAUUGGGUCAAGUCGCGACUUCAAAUGCAUCAAGAAGACGUUUGGCUGGAUCUUCAGUUUAGACGUAGGCCCUUUUAGGGUCCAUACUAUACAUCAAACCACACCGCAAAGAAUAAAAGAGAUUGGUUUCUCUAGCCUAAAGCUAAGAUACUUGAUCAUACUCGAAACUUAGAUUUCUCAUUUUGUAGGCACAAUAUAGACUUGAUCUAUAUUUGCUUCAAUCCAUCUUCUAAGGGUGUUUGUCCGCCUUGUUUGUCUUCUUAUCAGAACGUGUUUAUUGUAUAAAAUGAUUUAUGGUUAUGGAUUAUUACUCUAAUUUCUAUAUCGAAUGCUUCUGCAGAGACGUUUGUUGU